This is a messenger RNA of Racocetra persica, 612 nucleotides long. The record is from the annotation of a GenBank genome assembly. NCBI's taxonomy places the organism in Eukaryota, Fungi, Glomeromycota, Glomeromycetes, Diversisporales, Gigasporaceae.
AUGUCCACGUCUAUUACUAACUAUACUCGAGAAACCUCUGAAAGCAUUCCAUAUGCUAAAUAUUUCGAUUUUUUCCCAUGUGAGAAGUGGGCACUCGAUCAUUAUGUAGCCUUGAUUACUGAUAACUAUAAGUUCACUGAGAAGAAAGAGGCAUAUUGUACUUUUUAUAUUACCUUACAUAAAAUUAAUAAUGAUCUUUGCAUGCCUCAAGAAGUUCGUGACAUUGCUCAAAAUCUUAUAGAGAAUAGUAAGGCUGAUACAGAGAAAGUAAAUAGCUUAUGGAGGAAAGCUAGCAAAGCAAGGAAGAUGUCACCACCACCAAGGGAUCUGGCCACAAUAGACGCUCCUACAAAGAAGCAGUUAAACACUCUGGAAAUAAUUAAAUCUGCUGUCCGUGUAUUUGACCAAAAGACAAUAGCCUUAGACUCUACCCGCUUCUAUAAAUGUUCGAACCAUUUGCAAGUAGAGUCCAAGUGCAAUGAAUGCGUCUCAAGAGAGAGUGUUUACGAUGCAGAGAUGUAUAGAAUCCUGCACAAUUGGCUUGCAAAGGUGCAUGGCUUCGAAAUAACUGGCCAGUGGCAUCUUGAAGGGAUUGGCAGUGAUGGAGACUAG